AUGAGUAACAAUCUCCAUGUCUUUGUGUGUGAUGGGCAGGUCUAUACCUCUCUCACUGCAGACUCGCUUCCCGAUAUUAUUCCUUACAAGCCUCUUUGGAACCCUCGCGACGACUACAAUUCUUCUCCUGACGAUAGUGAUAGUCUGCUCUCUACUCGUUGGGCGUAUGGAGCUCGUCCAUGGUUUCCUCUUAUACCUUUGAAUCCUGCCUUCGAUGGGCUGAUCUUUGGGUGCCUCAACCACUCCAGGUUCUUGCUCCUCACAGAGGUGGAUUCACAGGGAAAACAUGUUCUCCACCGUGAUAUUCAGGCAACAUGGGUUGCCUUAGAGCAAAAACUGCUCUGGUGCCAGGAACAUUUGGGUGCUGGGCUGCUCAUUCCAUGGGGGACUAAACUUCCAUGCCCUCCGACUGCCUUUGGGUACCAGCAGUCGCAUGCAGACGCUAACCUUGCAAAAAAGGUUGCAAUAAGGUCGCGGAACACAUUUCUUUUAAUCGCUGCUACCUGCUCAUGGUUCAUCAUGAGUCGUUGA
This is a messenger RNA of Suillus paluster, 531 nucleotides long. RefSeq lists its product as uncharacterized. NCBI's taxonomy places the organism in Eukaryota, Fungi, Basidiomycota, Agaricomycetes, Boletales, Suillaceae. The coding region runs from base 1 to 531 and encodes 176 amino acids. The record is from RefSeq and is a predicted model, not a curated record. The transcript has 2 exons.